Pisolithus orientalis is the source of this 1816-nucleotide messenger RNA. Its product is annotated as zf-ZPR1-domain-containing protein. The record is from RefSeq and is a predicted model, not a curated record. NCBI's taxonomy places the organism in Eukaryota, Fungi, Basidiomycota, Agaricomycetes, Boletales, Pisolithaceae. The transcript has 6 exons. Gene Ontology annotation, cellular component: nucleus; cytoplasm. Bases 124 to 1605 code for a protein of 493 amino acids. Gene Ontology annotation, molecular function: zinc ion binding.
GUUCCGAUUGAUUACUAGCAGCCUAGUGCAUGAAAUCGAUAAAAGUGUUUGUGAUUCGUAGAUCUACCCUCGAACAGAUAACUCGGAUUCGUUUCCGUUACUUCCAGACUCCACAAGCAUAAAAUGGCUCAGAACCGAUUCUUCCCCGCCAUCGGCCAACUCGCCCGCAAAGCAGACGCAAACCCGGGCGAUGCCUCUGGUGCCCAAACGCAAGACGAUGACAAGCCGCUUGAGGAAGUGCAAUCCCUAUGCAUGCAAUGCGGCGAGCAGGGUGUCACCCGGAUGAUGUUAACUUCGAUUCCGUACUUCAAGGAAGUGAUCGUGAUGAGCUUCCGAUGUGAACACUGUGGUGCGGCGAAUAACGAGAUACAAUCUGCCAGUACUAUCAAACCGGAAGGUGUGCUAUAUACUCUCAAGGUCCUACAUCGCGCCGACCUGGACCGCCAGAUCGUCCGCUCCGAAGCGUGCACGGUCGAGAUACCGGAUUUCGAACUUCAACUGCCGCCUGCUCGCGGACAACUUACAACCGUAGAGGGUCUGCUGCGUGACGUCGCAACUGACCUGGGUGCUGACCAGCCUGUGAGAAGAAUAUUAGAUGAGGCGGCGUAUACGAAGAUUCAACAAAUUAUCGACGGAAUUAAAGAAGUUCUAGGUGACGAAGAGGAGGUCGAGGAUGACAUUGAGCAGGCGAUGCGGGCUGCCAGUGCAGCAGAACAGAACAAGGAAAACCCCGUCAAGCAAGUCAUCACCCUCAAACUUGACGAUCCCACAGGCAAUUCUUUCGUCGAGUUCCUUGGAAGCAUUUCGGACCCCAAGUGGACGUUCAAGACGUACGCCCGGAAUGCAGAGCAAAAUCGUGCGCUAGGGUUGCUUCCUCCGGACUCAACAGAGCAGGAAGAUUCCACAGAAGAGAAGAAAGAGGCGGACGGAAAUGAGGAAGUUUACGAGUUCCCGGGUGUGUGUUCGCGAUGUACACGUCCACUAGUAACUCGCAUGAAGAAAGUAUCGAUUCCGUACUUCAAGGAUACGUUGAUCAUGUCAACAAAUUGCGAGAAUUGUGGAUACCGAGAUAACGAAGUCAAGUCUGGGGCUGCCAUCUCUGAUAAGGGGAAGAGAAUUACUCUGAGGGUAGAAGAUCGGGAAGACUUGAGCAGAGAUAUUUUGAAAAGCGAGACAUGUGGCUUGACGAUACCAGAGAUAGAUCUGGCGCUGCAGCCCGGAACGCUCGGCGGACGAUUUACAACAGUAGAAGGUAUCCUAGAGCAAGUCUACGAGGAGCUGUCAGAAAAGGUAUAUACGGCUGGAGACUCCAGCACAAUGGUGGACGAAGACAGACAAAAAUUCCAGGGCUUCUUGAAGCAGCUAAAAGAGAUCACUGCCGCUGAGAAGCCGUUUACUCUGAUCUUAGAUGAUCCUCUCGCGAACUCGUACCUGCAGAACCUGUAUGCGCCUGAUCCAGACCCUAACAUGGAGAUCAUCACGUACGAGAGAACGUGGCAGCAAAACGACGAACUGGGUCUGAAUGACAUGAAGGUAGAGAACUAUACUGCGGAUGAUCCAAAUGAAUCGAAUGAAGAGAGCAGCAUCAAGGAAGUUGCACCAUGAAUGUGUCACUCGUACUAAUAAAACAUUGUCGUUGGUUGGUAUCAACGUUCUAAUCAUUAGGAAUAAUGCACUGGUGGUCUGGGAUCUUCAAAGGUCUGUUGGAAACUAAUAGCUGUCACGAUAUGAUAGGUACUGAGUUGUCAACAUACGACAUCUGCUCGAGGGAGGCACGUUGGUGUGGUCUGUAGUGACAAGUUGUGUGUCAAGAGCG